UCCACUGCCUCUCCGUUAUCGACAUUGGAUCCUGAUGAGUGGAAGAGCCGCCGCCUAUUUUCUUCUCUGUUUCGCCUCUGCUCUCUUCUUCCUCUCUUAUGCAGACGACAGUGCCUUAACUCCCUCCCAACUUCUCGGGGACGACGACGACGAUGGCGGCAGAGGAAACUUGAUCUCCACCGGAGGCAGGUUCGAGUUGGGCUUCUUCAGCCCCAAAGGCUCAAGCAAUCGCUACAUAGGCAUAUGGUACCACAGCAUCUCUGACAAAGCCACCAAGGUAUGGGUCGCCAACGGCGUCCACCCGGUCCCCAACCGCUCAGGACGCCUCUUCGUGACGGCCGACGGAAGGCUUGUCCUCGCCGACGGGAACUCUACCGUCUUUUGGUCUUCAGGAAACGUCUCGACGGUCGCUGUCGGCGCGAUCGCGAGACUCCAAGACGACGGGAACUUGGUGGUCAAAGACGGCAGCGACACGGUCGUCUGGCAGAGCUUCGAUUUCCCGACGGACACAAUACUCCCAGGGAUGAAAAUGGGGUGGAACAGGACGAGCGGCCACAACAUCAGCCUCAGGGCCUGGACGAACGAGAGCGAUCCGACGCCGGGCAACUUCGUGAUGGGCAUGGAUUUGAAUGGAGUGCCUCAGGAGUUGGUGUGGAACAACAUGGUGCCGUUCUGGCGCUUGGGGCCUUGGAACGGACAGUACAUGGGCGGCGCCCCAGAAGUUAUCGCAGAAAAUCUGAUGGAUUAUGCCUUCGUAGUUAACUCCCAGAUGUUUGUCUAUUGGUACGCUCUCCGUGAUCCUUUGGUGCUUGCGAGGAUAACCCUCAGCUCAGAUGGCCACAUAGUAGUCUGGGCGUGGUUAGACGAAGCUCAGUCAUGGAUAUCGCAAGCAGAUUUCCCAAGGGACGUAUGCGAUUACCUCAACUCCACUUCCUCUUGCGGCCCUUACAGCUUGUGCUCCCCCACUGUGUCACCCACCUGUGCUUGCCUCGAAGGGUUUCGUCCCAAGAAUCAGAAGAACUGGGACCUCCGCGUGUGGUCCGACGGGUGCGUGAGGAAGACGGAGUUAAACGAUUGCCGCACCGACACUGUUGGAUUCUUCAGGUUGAGGAAUGCCAAGCUGCCGGACACAUCGCGAGCUACGGUAGAUUGGAGCAUGAUAAACAUGGACGAUUGUAAGGCUCUGUGUCUGAAGGACUGCUCCUGCAUGGCUUAUGCAAGGGCCAACAUUAGUGGGAGCGGAAGUGGCUGCAUUAUUUGGACCCACGAGCUCAUCGAUAUCAAAUUUUAUAACAAUGUAUUCGGCCAGGAACUCUACCUCAAGCUCGCAGCCAGGGACAUACCGUCACGAGCCGCGUAUUCUCGCAGAAGGCGUGUAGUUUUGAUCGUAUUGGUGCCACUGUCGGCAGCUUUUGUCUUGAUUUGUGCUGGUGGCUUCAUUUGGUACACAAAGAGGCGAAACACUAGCGAAGACGGCCUCACUGUUGAUGAAGGAAGAGGACUUGAGCUAGACCUACCAUUACUUGACUUUAGCAAAAUUGUGGAUGCAACAAACAAUUUCUCAACUAGCAACAUACUUGGCGAGGGUGGCUUUGGGUUGGUGUACAAGGGUAAUUUAGGAGAGGAUCAAGAGAUAGCGGUCAAGAGACUAUCUAAAACAUCAACGCAAGGGGUGGACGAGUUCAAAAAUGAGGUAAUGCUAAUUGCUAAGCUACAACAUAGAAAUCUUGUUCGACUUUUUGGUUGUUGCAUCCAAGGAGGGGAAAGAAUAUUGGUUUAUGAAUAUAUGCCCAAUGGAAGCUUGGAUUCUUUUCUAUUCGAUAAAACCAAAAGUACAUUGUUGGACUGGCAAACACGAUAUGACAUCAUUGUUGGGAUUGCUCGAGGUCUUCUUUAUCUCCAUCAUGAUUCUAGAUUUAAGAUUAUUCACAGAGACUUGAAGGCUAGCAAUAUUCUCCUUGAUAAAGGAAUGAAUCCCAAGAUAUCUGACUUUGGCAUGGCAAGAAUAUUUGGAAGUGAUGAAACAGAAGUUAACACAAGAAGAGUUGUAGGAACAUAUGGAUAUAUGUCGCCUGAAUACAUUAUAGAUGGGAUUAUAUCAGUGAAAUCUGAUAUAUUUAGUUUUGGUGUGUUGAUACUUGAAAUUAUAAGUGGUAAAAGGAGCAAAACAACUUAUUACUCAGAGAGCCAAAUAAAUCUUUUAGGAUGCGCAUGGAAAUUAUGGAAAGCGGGUGAAGCGCUCAAGCUAGUUGAUGAAACACUUGGAACUUCAUUCCCUACGGAUGAUGUUUUGAGAUGUAUAAAGAUCGGACUUUUGUGUGUUCAAGAACGGCCAGGGGAUCGACCAACAAUGCCCAUCACAGUGAAAAUGUUGGGUGGCGAAAGUGCUUUCAUACCGGAUCCUAAACAACCUGGGUUUUUUAAUUUAAAAAAUCAUAUUGAUAGUGAUUCAUCCACAAAAUGGUCAUCUAGAAAUAAUGUAUCAAUCACAUUGAUAGAAGGUCGAUAGGGACAAUCAUAUGUGAAUUCGUUAGUAACUAACUUUUUUAAAAAUGAAAAAGAUAUUAAUGAUUUUUUUACUCCAUAAGUGUCUAUGUUUUUCAUAACAAAGCUAUCACAAGAGAUUGUAUUAAACAAUAGAUUUUGUAAUGAAAUUAUUUCAUCAUGA
Messenger RNA from Zingiber officinale, 2668 nucleotides. RefSeq names its product receptor-like serine/threonine-protein kinase SD1-8. The record is from RefSeq and is a predicted model, not a curated record. NCBI's taxonomy places the organism in Eukaryota, Viridiplantae, Streptophyta, Magnoliopsida, Zingiberales, Zingiberaceae. The transcript is spliced from 7 exons. The coding region runs from base 35 to 2509 and encodes 824 amino acids. Gene Ontology annotation, biological process: recognition of pollen; protein phosphorylation. Gene Ontology annotation, molecular function: protein serine/threonine kinase activity; ATP binding.